AUGGCGACUUUUGAGGCGGACGUCGGCCAGCUGACGUCGUCGGCCCAGAUCUUUGCGUCGAGCCGGUCGCUGCCGCAGAUCCGCGCCCUCCACAAGACUCUCAACGGGCAGGUCGACGACAAGGCUGCCCGCCUGCGUACGCAGGUUGGCGGCUCGUACCGCGAGCUUCUGGGUACGGCCGAUUCCAUUGUGCAGAUGCGUGGCGACAUGGACGCCGUGCGGGCGACGCUGGCGAGCAUGGGCAACCGAUGCGGUCGUGCCGCCGUGGGCGCCAAGGUGAACGCGCUGGCAACCUUUGCGAGUAGCAGCCAGGCCGGACGAGACCACGAGAAAGAUUCGCUCAGCGUGGCGGCUAGGGCACGGCUGCUGGAGGCGUGUGCCCGCACGGUGGCCCGGCUGCUAUCACGCUCGGCAGCGACGACGAUAGCGACAAACGCCAAGCUUGCCAAACAGCAGCAGCCACAAAAGCCAGCACAGACCUGGGGAGAGAGGCUGGUCCUGGCGGCAAAGGUAUUGGUGCUCAGCCGGCUGCUCAUCACCAGUCUGGCCGAGGACAAGUCCAAGACGGAAAGCAAAAACGAGAAGAAAAGUACAAUUCGAGACCCCACCGUGCGCAUCUCGAUCGAGGCGUCCAAGAAGACGCUCGCAAGCCUGCGCCGUCGGCUGCGCGACAUGGUCGAAGUGCUGGAGCGGACGGUGCACCACCGACACUACGACGCGCUGGUGGCAGCGAGAACGGGCGUAGACGGAGCGGUCGGCGAUGCAGCGCUUGCGAUGGACCUCAGCACCACCACGCACACCAGCCGGGCCGCAGCAGCGGCAGCAGCCCGCCGCGACGACCUCCUCCGGGCGCUGUGCGCCUACAGCCUGGCGACGACGUCGGGCGCUCGCGACGUGCUCUGGCAGCUGCUGCACACGCUGCUGGACGUGCAGGCACUGCUGCCGCACCGGCUGCCCGAGGCGCUGCUGGGACUGAAACGACGGGCGCUGCUGGACGACGAGAGCCUGCAACAGAUGGAGGGACUGGCACUGGAUGUGCACGGGCGAUGGUGCGGCGACGACGUGCAGUUCUUCAAGCCGUACAUCCGACACGACGACCUGGACGCGGCACAGGCGCGCGACAUGCUAGGCACGUGGGCCGAACGUGGCGCCGAUGCGCUGCUGGCCGGCCUGCAGCGGGCAUUGGGGGGUGUAGACGGGGCAGGGGACAGCCAGAAGAAGCGACCCGGACAAGCACAGCUGGACCUGCACGCGAUUGUGGACAUGCGGCGACGGGUACUGCAGCUGUGGAUCCGCGACAGCAGCCGGGUGCGCGGGCUGGACCCGGCGGCAUUGCUGGACCGGAUCCGGCUGGUGUUGGGGCAGCACAUGCAGCAGGUGCUGGAGGCCAAGGUCGACAAGCUGCGGCUGGUCGGAUCCGAGGUGGCGUCGACGGUGGCGUCAUGGCGAGACAGCGUGGCAGACCGGCACGCAAGCUUGUGGGGGGGAGGAAGCCUGGACGUGGAUGUGGACGUGGACGUGGACGUGGGUCUAGACACGGAUCUCUCGUCCGGGGCGGUGCCGUUUGUGUGGGAGGUCGUGGGACGGCUGCACGGCCGCAGCGAUGCGGUGGCGCGGGCGGUGGCCUCGUUUGCGACAUGGCGACGCGUGAUGGACGACGCCGAGGCCGUGGUGGCGCAGCUGCGACGACAGCGCUGGGAGCUGGAGGAGGGCGACGACGACGAUGAGCACGGCGACGGCCUGGUCGAGGACGAGGACACGAUCGCACAGCGCCAGCAGCUGCUGAGCCGCGACGACCCGACAAGGCUGCAGGGCCGUCUGGAAGCGGCGCUGGCGACCGCGUUUGCCGAUCUGGACCGACAGAUGGCCAGGACGUGGGCCCAGCUGGGGACAGAAGCAAACGACGGACAGGCGGACAGGGCCAUGUACCUGGUGCGCGUGUUGCGGGAGAUCCGGGCGGGCGGAGGUGAACGCGUGGCCUCGCUCGGACUCGCCAUCAUCCCAGAGCUGCACGACACGAUCGUCCGGUCAGUGACAAGACCGGCACUGGAACAGUUUGUGGCGGGGGCCCUGGCACGGAGGACGGUGGCCGGACGCAGUCUCUGGGAACUGGACAGGGACAGCGAGAAGGAGAAGGACGAGAAGGACGAAAAGAAAAACAGAAACGGGCUCGUCCUUCCACCAUCGCCUUCGCCGGGUGUCUUUCGGUUUCUGCGCGACCUCUCGACGGCUAUGAGCCGGGCUGGCAUGGAUCUCUGGAGUCCGACGGCGGUGGCGGUGCUGAAGCGACACGUGGCGGCCGAUCUGGCAGCGCGAUGGAUAGCCGUGUGGCUGCUGGACGCAGCCUGGUUGCACUGCUGCUUCGGAUCGGCCGGCCAGCAGCCGUGGAUGGACCUGGAAGAGCUGCUGGCCGGGCAGAGCGGACUGACGGCGGAAGCAGCGGCACGGCAGCGCAUCAUCAAGACGGCGCGGGACUCAUGGAAGAAGACGAGUCUGCUAUUUGGGGUGCUGUGA
Molecule: messenger RNA, 2514 nt
Organism: Grosmannia clavigera kw1407
Lineage: Eukaryota; Fungi; Ascomycota; Sordariomycetes; Ophiostomatales; Ophiostomataceae
Exons: 3
Coding region: 1-2514 (837 amino acids)
Biological process (GO): intra-Golgi vesicle-mediated transport
Cellular component (GO): COG complex; Golgi apparatus
Source: RefSeq, a predicted model, not a curated record